CCUCGUUAUUACUUCGUAUAAUUUUUACCCGAGCAAAUAUUGUCUCUAUUGCAGAAGUUUUGACUCUUGUCGUCACCAAACUUCCAUAUAUAGAAGAGACGGGUGGUAGAAAUCAUCAUUUAUCUGAUUAUUUUAUCAUUUCGUUUGCUAAUUUCCAUUUUCAAGAAUCAGCCGUUGCGUGAUGAACUCAAUACAAAAAUUUCUGGAACUGCCCAACUAGCUUUCGCAGACCCGAUGCGCAAUCAGACAAAUGUCGGCACCAUUCCCAAGUUUAGGAAUCUUUCGCACAUCCCCAGAGAACCCAUUACGGAUUUGAUAGUAUAAAUAGUCCCGGUUUCAAACCUCGCCUUCCUACUUCUGAUUUGUCCGGCGAUGGAAACGUCGUCGUCCUUGCCGGCGAAUCUCCUUUCUAGGGAUUCCAUUAACGAGAUCAUGGAAGAGAUGGAAACAGAUGUGCUGGUCAGAGUGUCGAGUUUUCCCACUGCUCCUGCUUUGAACCAGCAACGGAGGAGGAGAGUUGGCAACAAGUCGCCGUCGCUAGCGAAGCGGCCUUGUCGUCAGCAGUCGUUCAGCCGCGAGAUCGGCCACGCUGCAGCUGAGACUUAUUUGCUCACGCGGCUCAGUUUCAAGCUGCUCAGCUAUCUCGGGGUAGGCUACCGUUGGAUAACAAGACUAUUAGCUCUUGCUCUUUAUGCUAUGUUACUUAUGCCUGGAUUUCUCCAAGUUGCGUUCCAUUAUUUCUUUUCAAGCCAGGUCCGUCGAAGUGUUGUUUAUGGAGAUCAGCCAAGAAACAGGUUGGAUAUAUAUUUACCUACUAAUAUUGAUGAUUUGAAGCCAGUGGUGAUAUUCAUAACUGGUGGGGCGUGGAUUAUUGGGUACAAGGCAUGGGGUUCCCUCCUAGGACUACAAUUGGCAGAAAGAGACAUCAUAGUGGCAUGUGUUGAUUAUAGGAAUUUUCCACAGGGGACAAUCAGUGAUAUGGUUACUGAUGUUUGUCAAGGAAUUGCAUUCAUUUGCAACAAUAUUAUUGAAUUUGGAGGAGAUCCAAACAAGAUUUAUCUAAUGGGUCAAUCAGCUGGUGCACAUAUUUCAGCCUGUGCUCUCUUGCAGCAGGCAGUUAAAGAAUCCAGAGGUGAUAACAUAUCUUGGAGUGUAUCCCAGAUAAAGGCUUAUUUUGGUUUGUCUGGAGGGUACAAUUUGCUCAAACUAGUUGAUCAUUUCCAUGGUCGAGGCUUGUACCGCUCCAUUUUCUUGAGUAUCAUGGAAGGAGAAAAAGCUUUGGAGGAAUUUUCUCCUGAACUAAUUAUUCAACAUCCAAGCACGAGUGGUGCGGUUUCUCUGCUGCCGCGUAUUAUUCUAUUCCAUGGUACCGCAGAUGAUUCUAUACCAUGUGAUGCAAGUAAAACAUUUGUGAAUGCACUCCGGGAAGUAGGGGCUCAAGCAGAUCUCAUCUUGUAUGAUGGGAAAACUCAUACAGAUUUAUUCCUUCAAGAUCCUCUCCGAGGUGGUAAAGAUGAGCUUUUCGACUAUUUGGUCGCCUUUAUACAUGCUGAUGACAAGGAAGCUCUUGCUAGAGAUGCUAUGGCUCCUCCAAGACGACGAUUUGUGCCAGAAAUACUAGCAAAAUUGGCUGGCCAAGUCAGCCCCUUUUAGUCAGCAGACACGCAGGUGUCGUAUUUGAUGCUAGCCUGCUAGAGACGGAAGCCCCAGCUGAUGAUGUUGCUGCUGCCCCAGUCAUUUUUCAGCCUUUCAGCCUUUGUACUGAUGGGACAACCUUGUGUUUUUCAUAAGCAUGUUAACUUGUUCUCUGUGUGGUAAAGCUUGUGCGGUUGAUUUGAUUCUUUGCUUCAUGUCACUUGCUCUUGUUUUUUAUUUUCUUUUUACCUUUUUCCUUUUCGUUUUCUGUUUUGAGUGUUUGGUAUCUGAAUCACAACUAAGAGGUUGGUGGAAAAUUUAAAUGGAGUCCCUACUGUUGCUUUGA
Messenger RNA from Sesamum indicum (sesame), 1981 nucleotides. Its product is annotated as isoprenylcysteine alpha-carbonyl methylesterase ICME. The record is from RefSeq and is a predicted model, not a curated record. NCBI's taxonomy places the organism in Eukaryota, Viridiplantae, Streptophyta, Magnoliopsida, Lamiales, Pedaliaceae.